AAUAUAGGCUCUUAUUAGCGGUGAGCUGGACGCUAGCAUAGGCUAUACAUUGAUAUAAGAUAGGCAUCGAAGGAAAUAAGGAAGUAAGCAGACAAGGAGGCACAGAGAAAGCUGUGUGAGUGUUGGAAUGAGACACCGCUUUGUUCAACAGUAGGGGAGGGCAGACGGGCACAGUUGCUUUUUCCUCCUAGAAGGGUUAAAUACAAUUUAUCGGGCGGGCUGUAACGCUACUGUUUUAUCUUUGUCUAGUAGUUUUGUAAGGUAUCGUACAAAUAUUUAUCUAUUCCGGACUCAAACGAUUUCCAUCAAGGGAUGUCAAAGCGUGUACGAAGCAGAGAGGUCUGCGCUGAUUGCAGUGCUCCGGAGCCACGCUGGGCCUCUGUUAACAGGGGUGUGUUGAUCUGUGAUGAGUGCUGCAGCAUCCAUCGAGGUCUGGGGCGACACAGCUCUCAGGUCCGACAUCUGACUCAUUCUCCAUGGCCACCGUCCCAGUUGCAGAUGGUUCAGACACUGUAUGGCAAUGGAGCUAAUUCAAUAUGGGAACAUAGUCUCCUGGACCCUUCCUCUUCAGUGAGUGGGAAGCGCAAAGCAAACCCCCAGGACAGAGUCCAUCCCAACAAGACAGAGUUCAUCAAGGCCAAAUAUCAAAUGUUGGCUUAUGUCCAUCGGAUGCCUUGCCGGGAGGAUGACAGUGUAACAACAAAAGACCUCAGCAAGCAACUCCAUUCCAGUGUUCGGACUGGAAACCUGGAGACCUGCCUUAGACUCCUAUCUUUGGGAGCACAGGCCAACUUCUUCCAUCCAGAAAAGGGAAACACCCCACUACACAUAGCAGCAAAAGCAGGUCAGAUGUUACAGGCAGAACUGUUGGCAGUUUAUGGAGCUGAUCCUGGAGCUCUGGACUCCAGUGGAAAGACCCCCAUUGACUAUGCAAGACAAGCUGGGCACCAGGAGCUGGCAGAGAGGCUCGUGGAGAUCCAGUAUGAACUCACUGAUCGAUUAACAUUUUACCUUUGCGGCAGAAGACCAGACCACAGAAAUGGGCAACACUUCAUCAUUCCACAGAUGGCAGACAGAAAUAACAGUCUAGAUUUGUCAGAGUUUGCAAAGGCUGCAAAGAAGAAACUGCAGUCGCUAAGUAACCAUCAGUUUGAGGAACUUGCCAUGGAUGUUUAUGAUGAAGUUGACAGAAGAGAAACGGAUGCAGUGUGGUUGGCAACUCAAAACCACAGCACACUUGUAACCGACACAACAGUUGUGCCAUUUCUGCCAGUCAAUCCAGAGUACUCAUCUACCAGAAACCAGGGUCGUCAGAAAUUAGCUAGGUUUAGUGCUCAUGAAUUUGCCACCCUUGUCAUUGAUAUUUUAACUGAUGCUAAACGACGGCAGUGGGGCAAUUCCUGCGAGAGUCCCAAAGAAAACGUGGAGCUGAUCCUUCAGGGAAUAGACAGUCACCAUAACAGCGAGAGCCAGGACAAUGACCAGCCAGAUUAUGACAGUGUAGCAUCAGAUGAAGAUCCGGUACAAGAGGCCACCCGUGGGGACAGCUGCAAUGACGGAAGGACCAAGAUUAAUAGCUCAGAGUCAUCUGACCUCUCUGAUGGACCAAUCACGGUGCAGGAAUUUAUGGAGGUGAAGAGCGCCCUUACUGCAUCAGAAGCCAAAAUCCAGCAGCUUCUCAAAGUCAACUGUCACCUGAGUGAAGAGCUGCGGUUGAUGCAAACUAAGCUGAACUCCCUGCAGACUGAAAACACAACACUGCGAUGGCAGACCCCCACCGGACAACAACAGCAGGGGCCCUUUGGCCGACACCGACCCCGUGGAGGUCGUGCCAUGUCCAUGUAUGAGACAGGUUCUUCUGCAAAGCAGUACCCCCACCGAGUUGAAACGGCUCGGCAUGAGGACGGAGUCAUUUUACAACCCUUCCCAACUAAUAUUGGGAGAGGUCCUUUGGGGACGGCUGCUUCCUCUCUCCCUACCUUCCCCUCUUCCCUGUCCUGGUCGUGGGAUGAGAGAUCUCGAAGGGGCUGCAGUCUGGAAGGACAGGGUAUCAUGCUGGAGAAUGAUUACGACACUACACCCAACCACUCGGAAAUGGAGGAGGCUGGCCCACUUCCUGCAUCUGACACUGUGGAUCCAGAGGAGGAGGGUGAGGAAGAUGCCACCCUGCCAUGCACAGAGGACGUCAUCUGUAAGACAGAGCAGAUUACUAAGAACAUACAGGAACUUCUGAGAGCGGCCCAGGAGACCAAACACGAAAGCUUUCUGCCUUGCUCUGAAAAGAUCUGCAUGGCUGUGACAGAGAUGGCCACCCUGUUUCCCAAGAGGCCAUCCUCAGAGACUGUGCGAGGGUCUCUGUGCCUGCUCACUUCGAGUGCGAGCCGAUUGCACGGAGAGUGCCAGAAGGCCGUGGAGCAUAACCCCUGUCCGUCAGACAUCCAGCUGGUCACUCAGCAGGUCAUCCAGUGCGCCUAUGACAUCGCCAAAGCUGCCAAGCAACUUGUCACUGUGACAACCAAAGAAAACAACAACUAACUAAAACCCAAAGACAGUUGUGAAAAUAUCAUAUUAUUCAGUGUUAUCACUAGUUUUUAUUUUCCCAUAUUAAUCGGUGUAUGCAUUUACAUACCUUCUUUUAGAUGGGAAAAUAUAUAUUUAAAAAAGAUAUACCAUGUAAAAAAAAA
Molecule: messenger RNA, 2684 nt
Organism: Monopterus albus (swamp eel)
Lineage: Eukaryota; Metazoa; Chordata; Actinopteri; Synbranchiformes; Synbranchidae
Product: ARF GTPase-activating protein GIT2-like
Exons: 21
Coding region: 313-2535 (740 amino acids)
Biological process (GO): regulation of G protein-coupled receptor signaling pathway; brain development; synaptic vesicle recycling
Cellular component (GO): synapse
Molecular function (GO): small GTPase binding; GTPase activator activity
Source: RefSeq, a predicted model, not a curated record